Messenger RNA from Lipotes vexillifer (Yangtze River dolphin), 1053 nucleotides. It is a transcript of the gene ACTMAP, whose product is annotated as actin maturation protease. NCBI's taxonomy places the organism in Eukaryota, Metazoa, Chordata, Mammalia, Artiodactyla, Lipotidae. The record is from RefSeq and is a predicted model, not a curated record. The coding region runs from base 1 to 1053 and encodes 350 amino acids. The transcript is spliced from 6 exons.
AUGAUUUCUCCAUGCUCUCCUUCUUUAGAGCCACCAAUUCCUCCUCCCCAAACCCCUGCAUCCCAGGCCCCCAUAAUUCCACCUCCUCCCCUACCCCCAAAUCUCCCGGAAUUAGCUUUUCCACCUUCUCCCUCAAGUCUCCAGACCCCUAUUCCCCCACCACCCCCACUGCCGCCUCCACCCCCUACCACCAGGUUUUCUCUCCCUCACGUCUUCGGUUUGGAGAAGAGCCAGCUCCUGAAGGAGGCCUUGGAGAGGGCCAGCCCAGUCCCCAGGAGCAGAGAGGACGUGAAGAGGCUCCUGAAGCUGCACAAGGACCGUUUCAGAAGUGACCUGCAGUGGAUCCUCUUCUGUGCUGACCUGCCCUCCCUCAUCCAAGAAGGCCCUCAGUGCGGGCUGGUGGCCUUGUGGAUGGCAGGCACUCUUCUGGUGCCCCUCAGCGGCACCCCCCUGGAGAGACUGGUGCAGGUGGCCAUGGAGAGAGGUUACACGGCCCAGGGGGAGAUGUUCUCAGUGACUGACAUGGGCAGGCUCGCCCAAGAGGCACUGGGCUGCCAGGCAGAGGUGCUCUACGGCGGCCUGGGUGGUCCCAACAGAGACCACGUCCUGCAGCACCUUGUCGCCGGACAUCCCCUGCUUAUCCCCUAUGACGAGGACUUCAACCACGAGCCGUGUCAGAGGAAGGGCCACAAGGCCCACUGGGCAGUGAGUGCAGGAGUCCUGCUGGGUGUGCAGGGUAUGCCCAGCCUCGGCUACGAGGAGGACCCUGAGCUGCCAGGCCUGUUCCACCCAGCACCCGGCACGCCCCGCCAGCCACCAUCCCUGCCAGAGGAAGGCUCCCCAGGAGCCGUCUACCUUCUCGCCAAGCAGGGCAAGAGUUGGCACUACCAGCUGUGGGACUACGACCAAGUCCGGGACAGCAACCUGCAGCUGACGGACUUCUCUCCCUCUCGGGCCGCCGAUGGCCGGGCGUACGUGGUGCCCGUCGGUGGGGUGCGGGCCGGCCUCUGCGGCCAGGCCCUGCUCCUCCGACCACAGGACUCCGGCCACUAG